Molecule: messenger RNA, 3010 nt
Organism: Drosophila busckii
Lineage: Eukaryota; Metazoa; Arthropoda; Insecta; Diptera; Drosophilidae
Product: stg1
Exons: 10
Coding region: 1-2820 (939 amino acids)
Biological process (GO): regulation of AMPA receptor activity; transmission of nerve impulse; postsynaptic neurotransmitter receptor diffusion trapping
Cellular component (GO): AMPA glutamate receptor complex; postsynaptic density membrane
Molecular function (GO): channel regulator activity; voltage-gated calcium channel activity
Source: RefSeq, a predicted model, not a curated record
AUGCGUGAUUAUCCUUCUGUGCCAAAUGUUUUUCGUGUGGCUUCCACACAAAGCAUCAACAACAUGGGCCUAUCGCUAGCGCCCAGCACCAGCAGCGGUAUACAGCAGCAGCAGCAGCAGCUAGGCAAACAUCAGCUAACCACCAGUGCAUCCAUUGAGCGCACGCAGCCACAUUCGCCAUAUGCAACGCUGCCACGCCAACGUCAGCUCGCACAGCAGCAGCAGCUGCAGCUGGGCGUCAUCAACACCAUAUCGGGCAGCAUUCCAGCCACUGGCUAUCGAGCUGGCAGCUUUGGCGAUCUGGGGCGCACAAAUGUCAGAAACACUUACCUGUGGCUGCUGACACCUGUUGCUGCCAGCAUCUCGGUUGCAAUUGUGCUGGCAGCCAUUGCGGGUCCCCAGUGGCUUUUCACGGAGGAAAAGCUGCCCAAUGUCAAUUAUAAUGGCACGGCCAACUUUAAUGCACUCGACGAUGGCGCGUUUGUAACCAAAUAUACCAAAUCCAGUUUGUGGAUUAUUUGCAGCACAUUGCCAGGCAACGACGCUGAGGCAUACAACUGCAUUAAAAUUGAUUAUUUUCCCAUGGACAGCUAUCAACCGGAUAUGCACGAUGCUACGGCUGCAAUACCCUAUACCGUAACUCGAUCCUGUCCCAUCUUUCUGGCCGCUGGCAUCUUUCUGGUCAUCAGCUUUAUCAUUUUUCUUAUACCCACCUGUUCGCAUAAGGGAAGUUUGUAUUAUUUCAGUGCCGGCAUUUUGUUCAUCGUUAGUGGACUCGUUAUGCUGAUUGGACUCAUUGCUUAUAUAUCCAUAUUGAAAUCGGAGAUUGGCUCCAAGCUGCGUCCGCGCUCGUCGCUGCAGCCGGCGCUAUUCAAAGUCAGCUAUGGCCAAAGCUUUUUCCUCUUUGUCUUUGGCUUCAUUGCCACCGAAUUCGUGGGCGUGCUCAAUAUAUUUCAGUACAUAAAUCUGCAGGAGUUUGCCAACUACUACAGCGUGCGCGAUGAGGCGCAGCUGCCGGACUCGCUGCGCUCAUCCACGCGCUCUCUAUCGAUUCUGGCUCAGCGUUUGCCCUGCUUUAGCGCCAGGAGUUUGCAUGUUAGAUUCAAGGAUGACGUUGCUCAGCAGUCGACAAGCGGCAGCUCCUACAGGCGCUAUGGCCAGCUGGGCACAGCUCAGGGUGAGGUGCUGGCCUCACAGGCGCCAAGCGCUCUGCCGCCGCCGCCGCAGCCGCAGCCACAGCCGCUGCCGCUACGUCCUUGUCUCGUUCAGAGCUCGCGCACCAGCAAUGCGCGACUGCAUCAGGUGCAUGCGGCUGCUACUGCUACUGCUGCUGCUGCUGCUGGGCGUGCCACUUUGCCCGGCGGCUAUGCUUGCCGCAAGCAUCCCAACUUGGCUGCCAGCAGCAGCUUCGGUGGCUCCAACUUGAAUCUUUAUACGCACAACGAUCUGGAGCGUCGCUUCUUCUUCGAAAAGCCCCAAGUGUCCAAGUGCAAUCUACACGCGCGCAGCUUUGCCAAGUCGCUGAACGAGCUCUGCAUGGAUCCAAUGGAAGCAGCAGCAGCUCCACUACCGCCGCCACCCACAUUCGCCGACUUGCCGCAAGAGUUUCCCCUGACGCGCUCCGUCUCCACCACAACCGAUAUCUAUACCAACACUACGAGCAGCCAAAUGCAACGCAAGCAGCAACGCAACAUGGCCACCAAUACGGCCAGAGAUCAGCAUCUGGAUCUGGAUAUGGACCUGGAUCAGGAGACAGCUCGCCUGUGCGGCUUGAAGCGCGGUCUGCGCAAGACCAAGGACGAGCUCUUCCAGGAGUUUUGCAAGCGCGCCGGCGGUCAGCGCACCAAGCCCAAGAAUAUCUACUACAUCAACAGCGAAGAGUCCGAAUCGAAGAUUGACAUCGAUAAACAGUCCCUGGAUGACAUAGAUGGCGAUGAGAAUGGCUUUCGACCGCAUCCGCAGUUCCGUGCACCGAACAACGUUGUCUUGGAUGGCGAUCAUCUCUAUGUAGUCGGAGAUCCUGCUCAGCUGCUGCAGGCUCGUCGCGGAUCCAUGUGCAUGGACACGCUGCUUGGGCCAUCCUCGUCCGCAAUGCCCUCCACAUCGAUGCGUAGACUCAACUCGAAUCUGUCGCUGCAUGUGCCGCAGUCAAACGAAGCUUUCCAAUGGGGCGCCAAUGGCUUAGCCUCUGAGCAUGGCCAGAGUCGCACAUUGCCGCGCUGCUUUCUACGUCAACCGAUUGGCAGCCAGGACAGCCUCAGCAUUGGCUCGCUCCAGAGCAACUUUAGCGCCAGUCAGCAGCGGCUCGCUCAGCUGCAGCAGCAAUAUCAACAGCAGCAACAGAAUCGGUAUCUAUCCAACUUGGCUUUGUCGCGUGCUCCACAACAACAACCAAAACCAGGGCUAACCAAUGAGGAGCUAUUGUUGGGUGCUGUCCAGCCGCCGCUGCAGUGGCCAGCUGCCAUUCCUUCAUCGCCGUCCAACUAUGGCCAUAACUAUCCAACUUUGCCGCAGCCGCUCUACAGAUCCAUUUCGCCGGCUCCACCGCUCUAUGGGCCAGUCUCGUUGCCCUUGCCCAUUUCCGUUGCCGUCUCUGUGCCCAUUUGCACCAGCACUGUAAGCAGCACACAUGCUCCAAAAUUUCAACGCGCCUACGCUUUCGAUGAGCGUCGUUCCAGCUUUGCCAUGAGCGAUGCCUUUGACUUAGACGAAAUGGAGCGCGAACGUCGUCGCUCCCAUGCGAGUCUCUUCGGUAGCAUGACACAGGCACAGCAAUCGCGUCCAGAUCCAUAUGAUCACAUCCAUGGUACAGCCGUCUAAGCGUGUAAGCCACAACUCUUAACUCUCUCCCAAGUUCAAUUGCAAGUCCAUUGACGCAAAGUUCUUUCAAAUAUUAAUCCGCAUAAUCUAAUCUCUGCUGCUUUUUGUGUAGUAGUAGUUGUUGUUGUAAUCUAAAGUGCGUUUGAUUACACAAUAUAUUAAAUUAAUACAUAUUAUAUAAUCAAUAAGU